AUGCCAUUUCGAAGGGGCUUAUUUCAUUCUCAUACCUUUGAAUUUUGGUGUUUCAACUUGUAUAAAUGUCUAUCAAACAAUUUGCAAGCAGCCUUAAAUGUAUUCUCCAAGAAAAAAUGGUUUAAGAAGCAUGUUAAUGUUUAAAACACAAACAUAGCAAGUUUCAAUAGUUUGAAAAGCAUACAUUUAUUUGUCUUUAUGAAAAGAAUUAAAUGUUAAACUCCUUGGAGCAGAAAAAGAAUAUAGGAAUUAAAAAGGAUUAUUAUACUUCAAUAACAUUAUAUUUUAACCAAUGAAAUGAUUCCAUCUCAAUUCUUAAUGUUGAUUUUAAAAAUAUGA
This is a messenger RNA of Paramecium pentaurelia, 339 nucleotides long. Lineage: Eukaryota; Ciliophora; Oligohymenophorea; Peniculida; Parameciidae. The record is from the annotation of a GenBank genome assembly.